This is a messenger RNA of Panicum hallii, 1757 nucleotides long. Its product is annotated as cytochrome P450 88A1-like. Gene Ontology annotation, molecular function: ent-kaurenoic acid monooxygenase activity; iron ion binding; heme binding. Gene Ontology annotation, biological process: multicellular organism development; brassinosteroid biosynthetic process; brassinosteroid homeostasis. The coding region runs from base 114 to 1637 and encodes 507 amino acids. NCBI's taxonomy places the organism in Eukaryota, Viridiplantae, Streptophyta, Magnoliopsida, Poales, Poaceae. The transcript is spliced from 7 exons. Gene Ontology annotation, cellular component: endoplasmic reticulum. The record is from RefSeq and is a predicted model, not a curated record.
GACCCAGACGACGGUUCCAUUUCGCCCUCUUCGCCAUCCUUGUCUCGUCGUCGGUUCCGCCGGGUGCUCCGAGAGUUUGCACGCGAGCGGCGCGUCCGGGAACCGUGCCGGAGAUGGGCGAGGGCGUGGCGGGACCGGCAGCGAUGUGGUGGGCCGCGGCGGCGGCCGUGGUGCUCGUCGGCGGCGCCGUGCUCCUCCUCCUCGACGCCGCCGCGCGGGCGCUCCACGGGUGGUACAGGGAGGCGUCGCUGGGCGCGGCGCGGCGUGCGCGGCUGCCGCCGGGGGACAUGGGGUGGCCCUUCAUCGGCGCCAUGUGGGCCUUCCUCCGCGCCUUCAAGUCCGGCAAGCCCGACGCCUUCGUCGCUUCCUUCAUCCGCCGGUUCGGCCGCACCGGCGUGUACCGAACUUUCAUGUUCAGCAGCCCGACGAUCCUGGUGGCGACGCCGGAGGCGUGCAAGCAGGUGCUCAUGGACGACGACAGCUUCGUGACCGGGUGGCCCAAGGCCACGGUGGCGCUCAUCGGGCCCAAGUCGUUCGUGGCCAUGCCCUACGACGAGCACCGCCGCCUGCGCAAGCUCACCGCCGCGCCCAUCAACGGCUUCGACGCGCUCACCGCGUACCUGCCCUUCAUCGACCGCACCGUCAGGUCGUCCCUGCGCGCGUGGGCCGGCGCGUCCGCGGACGGCGGCGAGGUCGCGUUCCUGACGGAGCUGCGGCGGAUGACGUUCAAGAUCAUCGUGCAGAUCUUCCUGGGCGGCGCGGGCGAGGCCACCAUGCGCGCGCUGGAGCGGAGCUACACGGACCUCAACUACGGGAUGCGCGCCAUGGCCAUCAACCUGCCCGGGUUCGCGUACCGGCGGGCGCUCGGGGCGCGCCGGAGGCUGGUCUCCGUGCUGCAGGGCGUGCUGGACGAGCGGCGGGCGUCGACGGCCAAGGGGUUCACGCGCUCCAGCAGCAUGGACAUGAUGGACCGGCUGAUCGAGGCGGAGGACGAGCGUGGGCGGAGGCUGGACGAUGACGAGAUCAUCGACAUCCUCAUCAUGUACCUCAACGCCGGGCACGAGUCCUCCGGCCACAUCACCAUGUGGGCCACCGUGUUCCUGCAGGAGAAUCCCGACAUCUUUGCAAAGGCGAAGGCGGAGCAGGAGGCGAUCGUGAGGAGCAUUCCGGCGAAUCAGCAGGGGCUGACGCUGCGAGACUUCAGGAAGAUGGAGUACCUCUCACAGGUGAUCGAUGAGACGCUGCGCCUCGUCAACAUCUCCUUCGUGUCCUUCCGUCAGGCGACCAAAGACGUCUGUGUGAAUGGGUUCCUGAUCCCCAAGGGCUGGAAGGUUCAGCUGUGGUACCGGAGCGUGCACAUGGACCCUCAGGUGUACCCUGACCCCAAGAAGUUCAACCCCUCAAGAUGGGAGGGCCACUCGCCGAGAGCCGGCACCUUCCUCUCCUUUGGGCUCGGCGCCAGGCUCUGCCCCGGCAACGAUCUCGCCAAGCUGGAGAUCUCCGUCUUCCUGCACCAUUUCCUCCUCGGCUACAGGCUGACGAGGACGAACCCCAACUGCCGGGUGAGGUACCUGCCCCACCCCAGGCCGGUGGACAACUGCUUGGCCAAGAUCACCAAAGUCUCGGACGAUUACUGAGUUCUGAUGGAACCUAGGUAGCUGGGCCCGGAAAGGGCCGGACUGUUGUCCGCUGUCUGCGCAAACAAAUAAAACAAGCAAGAAAUGAAGCGUUACAUGACAUUGUCUAUGCUUCAGCAA